Messenger RNA from Brassica napus (rape), 894 nucleotides. Its product is annotated as protein phosphatase inhibitor 2. Gene Ontology annotation, biological process: regulation of signal transduction. Gene Ontology annotation, molecular function: protein phosphatase inhibitor activity. Lineage: Eukaryota; Viridiplantae; Streptophyta; Magnoliopsida; Brassicales; Brassicaceae. The coding region runs from base 42 to 734 and encodes 230 amino acids. The transcript has 4 exons. The record is from RefSeq and is a predicted model, not a curated record.
CCUUAUGCGUUAGAUCCCGACACGUGUCAAUAAGGAUCCACAUGGCGAGAUCUAAAUGCCAUCGCAGUCAAAGUCAAAGUCAAACAAAGGGACGGCUUCGUAACGCUGGAGGGGGUAAAUUCGAGAAAUCCCAAAACCCCAGUCUGCGAGCUACCGAUCGAGGAAAAAAAAAAAAAAAAGUUAACUGGAGAUUGAAGAAGAUGACUGAUCCAAAGAAGGGGCGUGUACAAUGGGAUGAAGCUAAUAUUGUGGAGAUUGAAUCUAACAAGCCUGUUAGGCAGAAGAUCACUGAGCCAAAGACUCCUUACCACCCCAUGAUUCAUGAUGAUGAUGAUUAUGAUGAUGAUGGUUCUCUAUCUCCAAGAGGAGGAAGAUCGUUUGACGAAUGCGUUGAUGAUAUGCAACGUGCAGAAGAACUGAAGAAUGCUAGGUUUACUAGCCAGGGGUCUGGUUCUGGUGGUGGCGGCUGGAGCUCGGCUGAGGAUGAAGAAGCAGAUCCAUUAGAUGAUGAAGGUUUGGAAGGUGAGAAAAAUGAGAGGUUCAGUGAACUCAGAAGAGUACAUUACGAUGAGUUCCACAAGGUGAAGGAACUGAGGUCCCUAGGGUCCUUCUACGAAGAAGAAGAAGAGGACGAGGAUGAUGACGCUAGUAAAAAAGCAGAGACAACAACCUCACCACACAGCGAAGGCGGCGUUACCAAAGAGGUAGAAGCAGCGGAGAAGUCAUCUUCAUAAACAUCUGUUCAAUCAAAUGUGUACUACUCUUGUCCAGGUUUUAUAGAGCUCUCUAUUUAAACCUUUUUUAAAACGAAAAGGAACAAGAAAAAAAAGUUAAGAUUCUGAAACACUGUGUUAUAUUGUUACACCAACAUUUUAAUGCAACUGCUUACAGUCA